AUGACCCCGAAGUCCACCCCGGAGAAUCCAACCAAAGAUGAGCCGUGGAUGUACUGCCUCUCCCGCGGCAGGGCCAGAGCGGAGAAGAUGCCCCCGUUCGGCUACGCGGGCCCGCUCAGACCUUACCCCAUCAUGACCCCGCGCAAUCCCCUCCACCUGAGGGACCUCCCGCCCAACGUCCCGGUCACCGACUACCACGAGGACGCCGAGCCCACGUCUGAGAUUGAGUCGAAGCAGCAGCAGAUGACGGUGCAGUACAAGCCGGGGCAGAUCGACGUCCUUCGAAAGUGCUGCCAGGUGGCGCGCGGCGCGCUGGAUGCCACCAUCCGCGCCGCCAGGCCCGGGGUCACCACCGAGGAGCUCGACAAGAUCUGCCACGCGUACAUCACCGCGCACGGGGGGUACCCGUCGCCGCUCAACUACUACAACUUUCCAAAGUCGUGCUGCACCAGCGUCAACGAGGUCAUCUGCCACGGCAUCCCUGACGCCAGGCCGCUGCAGAGCGGGGAUAUCCUCAACGUGGACGUCACCGCGUACAUCUACGGCUACCACGGCGACCUCAACGAGACGGUGCUCAUCGGGGAAUGCGACGACGAGUCCAAGCACCUGUGCAUGACGGCGUACAAGUGUUUGCAGCGGGGCAUCGAGACGGUGAAACCCGGGGCUAGGUACAGGGACAUCGGCGAGGAGGUCACCAAGCUCGCGACGCAGCGUAAGUGCUCCGUGGUCAAGAGCUACUGCGGCCACGGCAUCGGCACGUUGUUCCACUGCGCCCCGAACAUCCCCCACUACGCCAAGAACAAGGCUGUCGGAUCCAUGAAGGAGGGGCACGUGUUCACCAUCGAGCCCAUGAUCAACGCCGGCGACUGGCGGGACGAGACGUGGCCGGAUGGUUGGACGGCUGUGACCCGCGACGGUAAGCGGUCCGCGCAGUACGAGCACACGAUGGUGGUGACGUCAGAUGGCGUCGAGAUCUUGACGCGCAGGAACGAGGACUCCCCGAGGGUGUUCCCGUGGACGGAUGGGGAGAGCGAGGGGGUCGUGCCGGGGAGCUGA
Messenger RNA from Micromonas commoda, 1056 nucleotides. RefSeq lists its product with no specific name. The record is from RefSeq and is a predicted model, not a curated record. Gene Ontology annotation, biological process: proteolysis. The transcript has a single exon. NCBI's taxonomy places the organism in Eukaryota, Viridiplantae, Chlorophyta, Mamiellophyceae, Mamiellales, Mamiellaceae. Gene Ontology annotation, molecular function: metalloaminopeptidase activity. The coding region runs from base 1 to 1056 and encodes 351 amino acids.